Molecule: messenger RNA, 2063 nt
Organism: Paramuricea clavata
Lineage: Eukaryota; Metazoa; Cnidaria; Anthozoa; Malacalcyonacea; Plexauridae
Source: the annotation of a GenBank genome assembly
UUAAGGGGGAGCUUCACCUCAAAAUUUAGUCGAUUAGGAUGAAAAUGUCAAAAUAUCUAAAACAUCAUGAUAGGAUACCUAAACAUGUAUUUUAUCAACUAGUGAAGUCUUUAUUUAAAUUUCCAUACUUUUUACGGAAAAAAAUAGACUUUAGAGAAAGGAUGUGAGAUUUCAUUGAAUGUUUACACCAGGUUACCAUGGAAACGAGCUUCAAAAAUCCUCUAAAAAAGUCGUUUUACUGUGCGAUUUCAAUGUAAAAAAUUUAUACAGGGCUACCUAUGCCAAUGGUGUGUAUUAUGGAUAUGUGAGGCACAUAGGGACAUGCUACAAUUGCAUAAUUUUGUUAUUUACAUAAUUUUACUCAUUUACAUGAGCUUUGAGAAUAUAUUCCGCUAAAUUUUCUAUUUUGUCGCUAUAUUUUGUUGCAUUUUUGGUUUGUAAUAAUGCCAAAAGGUUCCAAAGAAGGAACAAACUUUCGUGUGACAAACAAAUCAAAGAAAAAGCCCGUUUCAAAGGGAAACGAUUCUCUGAUUUUUGCGAAGAUGGCGAUGUUUUGAAGGAAAGUUCAUGGCUCUCAAAUCUAACACCCGAUCUGGAUCAGAAGAGUAAAAUGAAGACUAAUAUGACGACGAUUUAUUGAAUAAAACUGAUGAGAAGUCACAUCGGCAAAGAAACUGGAGAAAGCUAAUUUAAAAUCACCUCAAAUUUACUCCUGAAAUUGAAGGGAUAUUAUAAACUGCAAGGCAAACUUCACAGGGACAAGAAGGAUAUCGGAUUGUUUGUAUUGAAAACAUUAGGAAAACAGUUGAGAACAUGCAUAAGUGCAAAAAUGAAAACAUUAUAACUUCUGAAGAUGCUGCAAAACGUGCUGGACUGAGCAGUACUUAGUUUAUUAUUAUUUUGAGUGCAGAGGAUUGACAUGGAUACAUAGAAGCCAGUUGAGGGAAAGGCAUGUUCUUUUGAUGUAGAACUAAUUUUCCUAUGGGUGAGCUGGGCUUAGGUUGGGAAAUUCUUUCAACUAUUUGUGACAUUUUGAACAUUGGCCCUCCAGUUUAUAGUGAUAGUGCUUACCAAAAACACAAUCAAUCGGUGAAUCUAGCAACAAGAAAAGUCUUGGAAGAAAUAUUGAACAUUGGCGCGGCUGGUCGACUUGAUGUAAUGAAAGAGCUGAAAAUGUAUGCUGGUUUUUAUACAAAAACUGGAAGUGGGAGAAAGAAUGACAAGAGAGUAAAACAAGCAAAUACAAGGACCCAGAUGAAGUUCAAGGAAGCAAGACAGAAGAUUCAACAGGCAAAAUUGGCUGAAGAGGCAAGAUCGAAGGCACGGAAAUGAGUAACAUAUGAGAGCGCGGCAUUUAACGAGGAUUGUUUGAGUGGUUCAACUAAGAGAAAGGGGACGACAAUGAAAAGUAGUGGUAAAAAGGGCAAAAGCAAGCUGCCAAGAAAAGAAUAGAGCCUCAAACACUCUUAUAACACUCAAACAACAAGUUCCAACGGAAAUUAAACUUUAACUGUCUAUUUCUCAAAAUGUGAUAUUUGGCCGCACGUCAACUGCCCCCCUAGCUUUUCUUGUUACUGUUUUAAUGAAAAUUUCCCAUUUUUGGCACAGAUGUAGUUUAAGGUAUGUAGAAUGCAACUAUGAGCCAUUUUUUUUAUAUUUAUUUUCUAACAGGAUUUAUAGUGAAAAGUGUAUAUGCGAUCUGUUUUAUCCGUUACCAUAGCAACCAUGGUGAAUUACAAAAAAAUGGCUCAUAGGAGCAUAGUUCAAUAUCUUAGCUACCACAAGGUGCAUUUUCACUUAGAUACAUCACAUAUUAUGUGAAAUUUUAUGGGGGGGCAAAAGUGGCCUGUAAAAUCCAGUUUUCCAUAUACUACUCGCUUCUUUGGUGUCAAAUUUCAGUCCGAUACACCGAACCGGAAAACUUUUUGUCUCAGCUGAUAGCUGAAGAUCUCUAGUUUCUAACAAUAUAUAGUUUAUGCAUAUUUUGCUUAAAAAUAUGCCUCCUAACAAUUGUUAAAGUUUUGUCCAUUUUGAAGUACGAUUGGGGUGAAGCUCCCCCUUAA